GGGUUAAUGUUUUAAGGGUAUUACUUCCUGCCUCACUCAAUUCUCCCUGCCUCACUCAAUUCACGCCGUCACUCCCCCUCUCUUCUCUUCUCUCUUUCUCCGCCACUAGCUGGCCUAAAUCACCCGCUCACGACCAGCCUCAAUUCACCACCAUCAGGCCGCCUGCCUUUUUCCCUCCACCGUGAGCAGCCACCAAGCAAGGCAGGCCCUCUUCCUCCCCACGAACAAUCACGAGCAGCAGUGGGCUGUGUCGCCUGUUCCCAGCUGCGAGCAGGGCUGCGUGUUGCUCUCACAGCAGCCGGCGGCCUCUAGUGCCACCAAAUCCCCACCUUGGUCCUCCUCCACCACAACAACCACCUACAAUCUUACCCUUUUCUAGUUCCUCCAUUGUGCCCAUUUUGUAAGAGGAAAGUAGAGCCUUAGUCGGGUGAUUUUGUGACUUUUGAUCGUGCAGUGACGCUUACAGGUUAAUUGUGCGAAUGGACAAUAUUGUAGAUGCCCUAAAUAAUGCUUAUCAGGAUUUUAUGGUUGCUGCGGCUGGGGUCCUACUAGCAAGAGAAGCAGCAGGAAGUCAGAAAACAAAAGCUACAGAUGUUGCCCUCGAGAACGUGAAACAGCGUUGGGAACUUUUUAGGGUUGCUUGUGAUCAAGCGGAGGAGUUUGUGGAGUCGGUGAAGCAGAGAAUAGGGUCAGAGUGCUUGGUGGAUGAGGCAACUGGUUCAGUGGCUGGAAAGCCUGGUCAGCCUGUUGCUAGUCUUCCUCCCAUAAGUGCUGUUAGGCUAGAACAAAUGAGUAAAGCAGUGAGAUGGCUUGUGAUUGAAUUGCAGCAAGGUUCUGGAAAGAACGGUGGAUCUUCACACCCGAACCCUUCUACUCCUUUUGACGCUAGGUUCUCUGAGGAUACUACUCAAUAGGUUAAGUGUUUCCGACAAAUUUUUGUGCCAUCUUAGUUGAAUAAUGGUGACCCAAUGAGUGCAUUUGUAUCGCAAAUAUAUGAGUUAAUUGUGCAUCGCCUAUACACUUUCAUCAAUA
Amaranthus tricolor (Joseph's coat) is the source of this 1032-nucleotide messenger RNA. RefSeq names its product mediator of RNA polymerase II transcription subunit 32-like. The transcript has 3 exons. Lineage: Eukaryota; Viridiplantae; Streptophyta; Magnoliopsida; Caryophyllales; Amaranthaceae. The coding region runs from base 480 to 914 and encodes 144 amino acids. Gene Ontology annotation, cellular component: mediator complex. Gene Ontology annotation, biological process: root development; leaf senescence; regulation of DNA-templated transcription. The record is from RefSeq and is a predicted model, not a curated record.